UGUUCAUCACUGGGCCGCGGCCGACAACGAAGUAAAACUGCACAUUUUUCUAAUUAUUUAUUGCUUAAACAAAACUUAUCAGCAAGAUGCCGCGAAUUAUGAUAAAGGGCGGCGUUUGGCGCAACACAGAGGAUGAGAUUCUCAAGGCGGCUGUAAUGAAAUAUGGCAAGAAUCAAUGGAGUCGUAUUGCCUCGCUGCUACAUCGAAAGUCGGCAAAGCAGUGCAAGGCGCGUUGGUAUGAGUGGCUGGAUCCCAGCAUCAAAAAGACGGAAUGGUCGCGCGAGGAAGACGAGAAGCUGCUUCAUUUGGCAAAACUGAUGCCUACGCAAUGGCGUACAAUAGCUCCGAUCAUUGGACGUACAGCUGCGCAGUGCCUAGAGCGCUACGAAUAUUUACUAGACCAGGCGCAACGUAAAGAAGAUGGCGAAGACACAAUGGACGACCCACGCAAAUUGAAGCCGGGAGAAAUUGACCCCAAUCCCGAAACAAAACCGGCACGACCGGAUCCCAAAGACAUGGACGAGGAUGAACUAGAGAUGCUUUCGGAGGCACGCGCGCGUCUGGCCAACACGCAGGGCAAAAAGGCGAAGAGGAAAGCACGCGAAAAGCAGCUUGAAGAGGCGCGCCGGCUUGCCACAUUGCAAAAGCGCCGUGAACUGCGCGCUGCCGGAAUUGGUAGCGGCAAUCGGAAACGCAUUAAGGGCAUCGACUAUAAUGCCGAAAUUCCCUUUGAAAAGCGACCUGCUUCGGGCUUCUACGACACUUCUGAGGAAGUAAUACAAAAGAACGAACCUGAUUUCAAUAAAAUGCGACAGCAAGAUCUGGAUGGGGAAUUGCGCUCCGAGAAGGAGGAGCGCGAACGUAAGAAGGACAAGCAGAAGCUGAAGCAGCGCAAAGAAAAUGAAGUGCCCACCGCCAUGCUGCAAAAUAUGGAACCGGAGCGUAAGCGCUCCAAGCUCGUCCUGCCCACGCCCCAAAUAUCCGAUAUGGAGCUGCAGCAAGUUGUCAAAUUGGGCCGUGCUAGCGAAACAGCAAAGGAGAUUGCCGGCGAGAGCGGUAUUGAGACGACAGAUGCCCUUCUUGCAGACUACACUAUAACUCCGCAGGUGGCAGCCACACCGCGCACUCCAGCACCAUACACGGAUCGCAUAAUGCAAGAGGCGCAGAACAUGAUGGCGCUGACGCACACAGAGACACCACUGAAGGGCGGCCUGAACACGCCACUGCAUGAAUCAGACUUCUCGGGUGUGCUUCCCAAGGCGGCGGCCAUUGCAACACCCAACACAGUCAUAGCGACGCCGUUUCGCACUCAAAGAGGUGGUGCCGAAUCGUCCACACCUGGCAGUUUUCUCACCCCCUCCUCCGGCGCGUUGGUGCCUGUAGGCGGUAAGUCAAUCCCUGGAGCUCCAACACCAGCACUAGUUCGCGAUAAGCUGAGCAUUAAUCCAGAGGAGAACAUGAGCGUUACAGAGACGCCCGCACUCUACAAGAAUUUUCAAAGGCAGGUCAAGUCAACACUGCGCGAAGGCUUGGCCACACUACCGGCACCGCGAAAUGAUUACGAGAUUGUGGUGCCCGAUCAGGAGGACAGCGAGGCUAUGGAGACUGAUGCCGAGCCCGUCGUCGAGGAUCAGGCGGACGUGGAUGCACGACUGCUCGCUGAACAGGAAGCAAAGCGAAAAUGUGAGUUGGAGAAACGCUCUCAGGUCAUUCAACGCAGCCUGCCCCGACCCACCGAGGUCAACACCAAGAUACUGCGGCCCCAGUCGGAGAAGCAAAAUCUCACAGAGCAACAGCAGGCAGAGGAGUUGAUCAAGCAUGAAAUGAUCACAAUGUUGCUGUACGAUUCAGUGAAGGACCCGGUUCCCGGCCAAUCACAGCACAAAAUGGAUCAACUACAGAGCUACUUCAAGGCGAACCCGUACGAGGAAAUUUCCAAACAGGAGCUGGCCAAAGCCAAGGAAAUGCUGAACGCCGAAAUGGAGCUGGUAAAGGAGGGUAUGUCGCAUGGUGAGCUGCCACUCGAUGUUUACGGCCAGGUGUGGCAAGAAUGCCUUGGCCAAGUUCUGUACUUACCCUCACAGCAUCGGUACACGCGUGCCAACUUGGCCAGCAAGAAGGACCGACUGGAGUCGGCCGAGAAACGUUUGGAGCAGAAUCGUCGCCACAUGGCCAAGGAAGCCAAGCGCUGUGGCAAAAUUGAGAAGAAGCUGAAGAUCCUCACAGGCGGCUAUCAAGCGCGAGCACAGGCGCUGAUCAAGCAGCUACAGGAUACGUAUGCCCAAAUCGAACAGAAUUCACUGUCUCUCUCCACAUUCCGCUUUCUGGGAGAACAGGAAGCCAUCGCAGUACCACGUCGCUUGGAGUCGCUUCAAGAAGACGUGCGCCGCCAAAUGGAUCGAGAAAAAGAAUUACAACAGAAGUAUGCCAGCCUAGUCGAAGAGCGCGACUCGCUCUACACUCAAAUCGAGCAGAUAACAGGGGUCAGACCCACGGCAGAGCAGCUGCUGGGAGUAAAACCGGACGCAGAGAUGCAGGCCUAAAGAGCUCUCCAUAUUAAAACCAUUUAAUGUUAUCUUCUCCCAAAUGCAAAUAUAAUUUACUUUAGUAUGUUCAAA
Molecule: messenger RNA, 2618 nt
Organism: Scaptodrosophila lebanonensis
Lineage: Eukaryota; Metazoa; Arthropoda; Insecta; Diptera; Drosophilidae
Gene: Cdc5
Product: cell division cycle 5-like protein
Exons: 4
Coding region: 87-2543 (818 amino acids)
Biological process (GO): mRNA splicing, via spliceosome; regulation of transcription by RNA polymerase II
Cellular component (GO): spliceosomal complex; Prp19 complex
Molecular function (GO): RNA polymerase II transcription regulatory region sequence-specific DNA binding; DNA-binding transcription factor activity, RNA polymerase II-specific
Source: RefSeq, a predicted model, not a curated record